Aedes albopictus (Asian tiger mosquito) is the source of this 1094-nucleotide messenger RNA. RefSeq lists its product as uncharacterized. The record is from RefSeq and is a predicted model, not a curated record. The coding region runs from base 155 to 832 and encodes 225 amino acids. The transcript has a single exon. NCBI's taxonomy places the organism in Eukaryota, Metazoa, Arthropoda, Insecta, Diptera, Culicidae.
AGCAUAAUCGAUUGUGACUCUUUUGUGAAACGUAAAUAAAAACAAAGCCUUUGGCAGGAAGCUCCUCCCAUCGUCAUAAAAAUCCAAUUUUUGUGCUGAAUUUCUUUGUUUUCUGGUCGGAAAAUUCGCGAAAAAUAAUGCAGUGCCGCCCACAAUGAGUGAAAACAAUCCCGGACGAGGUAACAAUAACGGCAACGGCAGUGGUUCCACUUUUAAGCGACCGCGACUGCUGUCCUUCCAAGGACCUACGUCCGAAUCAAUUGCCCUGAAUCACCCUCCAAUGGCCGCUGGGCCAUCGUCAAGCUCGCUGGAGGAAAUAAACGUCCGUCAACCGUCGGUGGAUAUGCGCCCGGGAAUGGCACCGGACUUGGCCAGCUGGCAGGAGGCCCAGAUAGCGGCCUGCAUCGAGGACAACACCAUCAACAUGGUGCUGGAGCAGUAUUUGAACUUUUAUGAAACGCGCCACUAUGGGGCUGAUGUGGCGCAGGCUGCGGCCUCCAUUCCCGAUCCGAACGACGACGAGGCCGAGAUGCAGCAUCAACAGGGGCAGGAGGUGGAUCUGCUCGAGGAUCGUGCAAUAAUGGCCGCCAUCAGCGAGCGGGGUCUUCAGCCAAUGCUGCAGUCGAAUGACAAUUACGACGACGACGAUGGCGAUGGGAUGGGCGGCGCAGUGGGUGGUGCUGUGGUGACCCGUCGGAUGGAUUUGGACCACCACCAGCAGCAGGGAAUGGAUUUGCUGGAGACGGCCGUGGCGGUUGCGAUUCAGGAAAAAGGCUUGACCGCUGGAGGAGGCGCCCAGCAUGGUCUGAUGGACGAGGACGAUGGAAGCUAGUGGAUUCGCUGAAGGGGUCAAUUGAUCAAUACUGUGUCUGAUCAUUUUUCAUAUAAGAUUCGCAUAAAAAUAUAUAUAUUCAUAGGUGUAGCGUUCUCAUAUUGUCAGACGGGUUAGUCAUGGAUUAUAUCGGUAACGUCUGUAUAGAAACCCAACAUAAUAGUGCGUAGAAACUUUUUAUUUGCGAACGAUGACUUGAAUAUGAUAUCUCUCUAAUGUAAACUCUAAACAUAGGCAGAAUAAACGUCGUACUUUAAUGAAA